Trypanosoma cruzi is the source of this 645-nucleotide messenger RNA. Its product is annotated as mucin TcMUCII, putative. The transcript has a single exon. The coding region runs from base 1 to 645 and encodes 214 amino acids. The record is from RefSeq and is a predicted model, not a curated record. NCBI's taxonomy places the organism in Eukaryota, Euglenozoa, Kinetoplastea, Trypanosomatida, Trypanosomatidae.
AUGGUGACGACGUGCCGUCUGCUGUGCGCCCUGCUGGUGCUCGCCCUGUGCUGCUGCCCGUCCGUGUGCGUGAUGGCGAACGUUGUCGCGGAAAAAGAUGGCCCCUCUGAAUCAGAGACUCCGCCUGAGGAACCGGGACGGGGGGCCAAUUCUUUAAAUUCAAAUACCCUUACGUUCCCAGAGGCGGGUAAAUCCGGUUUGCAAGAUAAAGCACAUAAUGCCGUUGAGGGAAAGGGACCAGGUGUGUCGUCUACUGAACAAACUAAAAGAGGAAGUGCGCCUGCUCAGUCAGGACCAGGCGUUGGUGACAUCGAUUCGCCAGGUGCAACGGGUAAUUCCGGUAAGUCGGUGGUAAACAAUUCAGAGCAGGAUAAGGAAGUGUCAAAAAAUAAUGAAGAGGCUAAGGUACAGAUUCCAAAUACGACUACGACCACUACAAAUGCACUAACUACUACUACGACUACGACGACAACUGCGCCAGAGGCACCGAGUAAUACGGUCAUGAAUACAGAGGCGCCAACCACGACGACCACCCACGCACCGUCACGUCUUCGCGAAAUCGACGGCAGCCUCAGCAGCUCUGCGUGGGUGUGUGUCCCGCUGCUGCUCGCCGUAUCCGCGCUGGCGUGCGCCGCUGUGGGCUAA